UCACCACGGAGAGAGUCGGACAAGAUCACGACCAUCAGCUCGAUCCAGGCUGCUAAUCCUGCACGAAAAACGCGUAUUUUCUAUGCUACAUGCAUCGUUUGAUAUUAUAGAAUAGCAGAUAGGUUUUAGUGUUUAUUUUAAGAAAACGGAAGUUAACAGAAGACCUCGAUCAUCGACCAAAGGACGAGAAGAUGUCUGGAAAAGACAGGAUCGACAUAUUCCCCUCCAGAAUGGCUCAGACCAUCAUGAAGGCUCGGCUGAAAGGGGCUCAAACCGGCCGCAACCUGCUCAAGAAGAAAUCUGACGCCCUCUCCAUGCGCUUCCGUCAGAUCCUCCGCAAAAUUAUUGAAACUAAGACUAAAAUGGGAGAGGUGAUGAGAGAGGCGGCUUUCUCUUUGGCUGAGGCCAAAUUUACAGCCGGAGACUUCAGCACAACUGUAAUCCAGAAUGUCAACAAAGCCCAGGUGAAGGUCCGAGCCAAGAAAGACAACGUGGCAGGUGUCACCCUGCCAGUUUUUGAGCACUACCAAGAAGGCGGAGACAGUUAUGAGCUGACUGGUUUGGCCAGAGGAGGAGAGCAGCUUUCAAGGUUGAAGAGGAACUACGCCAGAGCUGUGGAGCUGCUGGUGGAGCUGGCCUCCUUACAGACAUCUUUUGUCACUCUGGACGAAGCCAUAAAGAUCACCAACCGCCGUGUGAACGCUAUUGAGCAUGUGAUCAUUCCUCGCAUCGAUCGCACUCUCACCUACAUCAUCACAGAACUGGAUGAGAGAGAACGAGAGGAGUUUUACAGGCUGAAGAAGAUCCAGGAGAAGAAGAAGCAGCUUCGGGAAAAGACAGAACUGGAGAUUGCCGCCCGUAUGGCUACAUUGGGUCCCAUCGCGGAGCCCUCCAACAUGCUGACAGAGGAGACGGAUGAAGACCUGCUGUUUGAGUGAAGCGCUCCAGAAGCCGACAAUUCACCGACUUCACCCAACAUCCUAUUUAUUCUGUGCCUCUGAGGCCAUGUCUAUGUCUUCUCAUGCAAGUGAUGAAAGCUGUUUUUUGUGUACUUGUCUGUGAUGAUUUGUUCUGUUGUAUCAGUGCCGGAUGGUGCUGCGUGUUUCCAGAUUUGUCACUGUACAGAGGAAAAGUGUUGUCACACUUGGCCGUUUACCCACAAGGGAGUCAGUAUACUAUUACAAAAUAAUCUAAACAAUAAGAGUAUGUUUACACAUGGUUUGUGCGUGAAAUUAAAGAAGCAUUCCUGUGACUGAU
Molecule: messenger RNA, 1257 nt
Organism: Plectropomus leopardus (leopard coralgrouper)
Lineage: Eukaryota; Metazoa; Chordata; Actinopteri; Perciformes; Serranidae
Gene: atp6v1d
Product: ATPase H+ transporting V1 subunit D
Molecular function (GO): proton-transporting ATPase activity, rotational mechanism
Source: RefSeq, a predicted model, not a curated record